UUUAUUUGGUCAAAACAAUAAAAAACGAAAGCUGCCCCCCCCUCUACCGUUAUGUCUUCCGACUGGGAGGUUGUUGGCAAACAGAAGAAAUCCCGUAAACAGACGGGCGGCGACAAAAAAACGCAAUCCCAGAAUGCAUCCGAGAGUGCUCCAAAAAUAGAAGAUUCGGUUGACAUGGAUGAAAUUUGUUCCCUGUAUACGGAUGUGAAGGACGAAGUGUUUGCCAAAUUUAACGGCUUGAAGAACGCGGCAAACGGUGGGAAGGCCGACCCGAAAAAGACUGCUAUCGCCGCGAAUGGCAAACGCACGGCAACACCUGUACGCGAUCAGCAGCAGCAGCAACCGGGCGGCAACAAAAGCAAUCCGAGGGAGCCAGAACCCGCCAAACAGACGGGUUCGUCGAAGCCAUCGUACAGGAAUUUGGAUGCGGCCUUACGUGCGAUCAGUGCACCCGAUCUGCACUCCCAGCUUACGGCCGUGAACGUGAGCUUCAAGGACAAUCAUUUGAUGCUGUUGAAGGCGCUAACUGGAAUACUGAACGACAAGCUGCGGGUGGAGGAGACGGACCCACUGUACACCAACAAGCCGGUUAGCUAUCCGUACAAAUCGAUGCCCGAACCGUUGCGUGAUGUUAUCGACGAUUGUAUUCGGAAAACGAACGAGGAAAAUGGGAAAUAUUUUUACGACCUAACGCUAUCGAAUUUGGCCAGCGACAUGAACAAGGGUUUACCCUAUCUCGGCCACAAGCUAAUACUGCAGGCAUUGGCAAUUCACUAUCCGGCGGCCUGCGUUAACAAUCUGGCCCGCAAUGCAAUACUGCGAAAUUCGUACCAGAAUCGUAACAAUAUUGGACUAAACUUGCUGUGGGCUUUGGGGCAGGGCGGUUACAGUGAUCUGGAUGUAGGUUUGAAGGUGUGGCAGGACAUAAUGGUGCCGGUGAUGGAGCUGAAAAACUACAACCGAUACACGUGUGAAUAUGUACAGCGUAUCCUCAAACUGCAUCGUUCGCACAGACUCAAUCUAGGCGGCAGCGAGUUUCUCACCAUCCUGAGCUCAUUGACGACACAGCCAAAAGCGAACCGAGAGCUGGAUGAAGCCGCCCAACUGCUGGUCGAGCGGUACGUGUUUAGCGCGCCGAAAGCGUCGGCCACGUUCGCGAUGCUGUUCAAGAACAUCUCCUUCAUCACGCGACCGGAAAUGAUUUACUACGGGCUGGCGCUGUGCCUUUUGGAAGAUCCCGAAAGUGCUGCCGUGUGGUUAGGUCUGUACCGGCACAAUGUGGAUACUUCGCUCGCAAUUCUGAGCUACCUAAAUACUUCGACUCAAAAAUAUUGUAGUAAAUUAUUAGGGGAGGAUCAUUUUAUAAGAUUCUUAGCGGAGUUGGAUAAAAUUAACGAAGAGCUGCUGCAAUCUAAGAAGAAAACGGAAGGACUGAAAACGGUUACGAGCAUACUAAAGGAAGUUCAGGGCAAAUCGAAGAAGAAGCAAUCGUCCAAAGCGAGCAGUAAAUCUUCUUCCUCGGUGACGUCCAUCCUCUGCAGCUUCCUGCUGGCCACAUUCCUGCUGUUCGGUGUGACAGGCGCACUCAUAGGCUAUGACACGUACCGGGCCGGCGGCAAGUUUGAGGCUUCGUUCACCGGCCAGACGCUGAAGCAGGCCGGACUGCUGCCGGCAGUACAGGACGCAUGGACCUGUACGAUGAAGUACAGUGCCCGCGGUUACAAGUGGGCCGAGGCAAACGUACCGGUGUACUAUCAGGCUACCAGCAAGGCCCUUGGACCAUACGUAGAAUUUUCGAUAGAUUUUGGUAAAGUUCUCUGGAAUGGCACGAAGAAGGGUUUCGCAAAUGCUAAGUUGCUGGUCGGACAGAAGCUACCAGUGGUGGCCGAUUUUAUUGAACAGUAUGCACCGGGAUUGCCGAAAAAGAUUGGUGAUGCUUCAUGCGCGUUCUGUGACACCGUGAGCACCUUCGCGUCCAAUGCGUACAAGCAUACGUACGAGUUCUUCAAAACACAGGUGUUUGUUGGGAAACUUUCCAUGGAAAGCUUGGGAAAAGCCUACAACAAUACCCAACAGGCUGCUGCUCUGUACUAUAGUUGGUUCAACGAUCAGGUUGAUUUCUAUGCCAAACUCAAGUAGAACGAGCGUCUCACCGUCAGUAGUAGCAGCAGCAGCAGCAGCAGCAGCAGCCACCACAACAGCCACAACAACAACAACAAUAUCCCCUAAUCGAA
Messenger RNA from Anopheles maculipalpis, 2234 nucleotides. RefSeq names its product transmembrane protein 214-A (gene Tmem214). The record is from RefSeq and is a predicted model, not a curated record. The transcript has 8 exons. Gene Ontology annotation, cellular component: endoplasmic reticulum; Golgi apparatus. Bases 52 to 2139 code for a protein of 695 amino acids. NCBI's taxonomy places the organism in Eukaryota, Metazoa, Arthropoda, Insecta, Diptera, Culicidae.